Thrips palmi is the source of this 3299-nucleotide messenger RNA. It is a transcript of the gene Sac1, whose product is annotated as phosphatidylinositide phosphatase SAC1. Gene Ontology annotation, biological process: phosphatidylinositol dephosphorylation. Gene Ontology annotation, cellular component: endoplasmic reticulum. The transcript has 13 exons. Gene Ontology annotation, molecular function: phosphatidylinositol-4-phosphate phosphatase activity. The record is from RefSeq and is a predicted model, not a curated record. The coding region runs from base 285 to 2057 and encodes 590 amino acids. Lineage: Eukaryota; Metazoa; Arthropoda; Insecta; Thysanoptera; Thripidae.
UAAGUCUUAUUUAUCGGUUUCGUCCGUAUAACGACUUUUCCUUUUACUUACAACGGGGAGUCAUUUAUUCACGAACUAUUUGCCAACGCGCAUGUAGGUGUGACGUAUGAAAAAUCGCUACAUAGCGGAAUAAUUUUAUCCCCAUUAAGUAAGCUGUCUGCUUCUUGCCAAGCAGCCAGCUGCAUUAAUUUCAACCCAAUUUCUGGAGGGUAAAAAAUAUUUGAAGCUCUUCGAUCCACCCGAAUUGCUCGUAACAAGUAAAUCUCAUUCUGGCAAGCUCAAUCAUGGCUACGGAAGUCUAUCGUGAGCUCAAGCUCUACAUAACCCCAGAAAAGUUUUUCUUUGAGCCCCUGGGUGGCAAUGGCAACCUUAUGGUUAUUGAUCGAGUCAAUCAGGAUAUUUCAUUGCAAGUUAACAAAGGCCAAAUCCCACCUUCGUCAAGCUGCAAAUUGAUAAGUGGAAUCAUGGGCACCAUUCGUCUUCUUGCCGGAAAUUAUCUGGUGGUGAUAGUAGGCAAAAAGCACAUUGGUACUAUCAAUGGUCAACCAAUUUUCCAAGUCACUGAGACUGAAGUCAUUCCGUACUCCCGAACACUUCUGCAUCUUACCGAAAACCAGAUGGCUGAUAACAAGCUGUAUGUUUCCAUGCUCGAAAAUGCAUUGUCAACCCCCUAUCUGUACUUCUCAUACACUUAUGAUUUGACCCACACGUUGCAAAGGCUGCAUAAUAUUACUCCAGAAUUUUUAAAAACAGCCCUUCAUGAGAGAGCAGACCAACGCUUUUUGUGGAACGGACAUCUGUUGCGAGAAAUCGCUCAUCAUUCUGAUGUGCAUUCAUUCUUUGUUCCUGUUAUGCAUGGCUUUAUCUCUAUUAACCAAUAUACCAUUCAAGGAAAGGCAUUUUCAUGGACUGUUGUAUCAAGACGCUGCCGUUUCAGAGCUGGAACUCGGCUCUUUAUGAGGGGUAUUGACUCGCAAGGAAAUGUUGCAAAUUUCGUGGAAACAGAACAAAUUGUUGAGUCGAAUGGUGAUAAAUAUUCCUUUGUACAGACUCGAGGUUCCAUUCCUCUCUUCUGGAAUCAGUUACCCAAUUUGAAGUACAAACCCAAACCAGCCCUUGUCGUGGGUGAGAAUCAUGCAGAGGCAGCAAGCAGGCACUUCACCACUCAGAUUUUCAACUAUGGCAGACAGGUUUUAGUGAACCUGAUUGAUCAUCGUGGUGCUGAAGAUGUUCUUGAAAAGGCUUUUUCCAACAUUGUGAACCAAGUUUCUAACCCUAAUAUAAGAUAUGAAGCUUUUGACUUUCAUGCUGAGUGCAGUAAAAUGCGUUGGGACCGUCUCAGUAUUCUUCUUGACAGAUUAGCUCAUGAGCAAGAUGAACUUUCUAUGUUCCUGCUCACUCGGGAUGGUACCCUAGUGUCUCAACAAGAUGGGGUCUUCAGAACGAAUUGCAUUGAUUGCUUGGAUAGAACCAAUGUUGUUCAAAGUAUGUUGGCCAAGCGUAGUCUCACAAAUGCACUCCAGAAAUUGGGAAUUUUACCUGCUGCCCGCCGGGUUGAAGAUGAAUAUGGCUUAGAAAGUCUUUUCCGAACUGUCUGGGCUGAUAAUGCUGAUUAUAUGAGUAUUCAGUAUUCAGGAACAGGAGCCUUAAAAACUGACUUUACUCGCACUGGAAAACGUACUAGAAUGGGUUUGGCAAAAGAUGGAAUGAAUUCAUUGAUCAGAUAUUGCAAAAACAAUUUCUUUGAUGGUUUUCGACAGGAUGCUACUGAUUUGUUGCUUGGCAACUACAUCAUUGAAGAUGGUGAAGGGCUUACUCGGCCUUGUCCCCUUCAAGCGCCAAAGGGUUGGCGGUAUCUUACUUUCCCUUUGAUUCUGCUGGUUGCAAUUGCCAUGUUCUUUGCCAACAUUAUUACUCCAUCAGAACACACAACUGCAGUGCUGUUGUACAUCCUCUUCUGGGGUCUUAUGGUCAUGGCUACUUUCUUCACCAUCAUGUUCUAUGGCACUGAGUUCGUAGACUACCCUAAACUAUCUGAUUUAAAGAAACCUCAGUAACUCAGAUCGUAGCUAAGCAAUGAAGUUUCCAGCUGCAUAUCCAACAAUUGGCGAAAUGGCUGUGUUAUUGAAACAUAAAGUUGGUAGAUGUUGGCUUUGGUUAGUCAAAAAGUAUCAAAACUAAUGAUAAGUUAUUUCAACAAUUAUUAGAGAUGCCACCUGCCCAAAUUUAGUCCUACACACUCCUCAAAUGUCCAUGAGGCUUUGCGUACUUAUGCUCACUUACUAGUAACAAUCACUCUUUACCUUAUGCAAUGAAUUUGCCUUGCCUUUAAUUGCAUUUAUAAAUGCAAGUUAAUUAUUUUGUGGCUAUGAAGCUGCAUUUGUUAUAGUAUUUGUAAUUCAGUGACAUUGAGAAAUUUGACUAGUCUUCCAACUAGGUGUUGGGUUCCACAGGUUACAUGAUUUUUAAGUACUGUUUUGCAACUGUUUCAUUCCUUAAUGUUUUUGAAGUGGUGUUGAUGUUCAUUGACCUGGUGUUUUACUGUCUCCUGCACCAAUGAUUUUUUUUUUUUUUCAAUUAGCAUUGUCCAUUAAAAUGUAUGAAAUUGUAGUUAGGUAACAGUGCUGCUCAAAUAAAUUUCAUUAUCUUUAUGUAAGUUAUAUUUUUUAUGAUAGAGAUUUUGACAUAAAUGGUAAGAUAGUGAUGAGAAGACUUCAGAUUUGUGUUGUUUUUAAGUGUUGUUGAAAUGUAUGUCGUUUGAUGUUUAUGUCUAUUUUAAUUUGGGAGUAGUUGGCUUGUGUUUCGCUUGUUUCCUUAUAAAGGAUAAACAGUUCUCCAUUACAUUUUAAGGUGUAUCACUUACAUAGCUGUACAACCUUUCCCCUGGUAUUUGUUGUUGUAAUGUUUUUAAUGUUAAUGUAUGAUACAACUAGAUUUUGAACUUGUCAAAAUUAAGUAUUGUUUACAUUAGACUGUGGAUUACAAAUUAUUUCUUAGUUAUAUUGGAAUGGUUUACUGUUUGUUCAUUGUUAUGACUCCCAAGUUUAACAUGCCCUUUUUUGCAUUCUUCUUUAUGAAUUAAGCUUAUAUGUUUGCAAACAGAAUUUAUUACCAGCUACUUUAUGUAUUUGUAAAAUCUUUCCCCAUUCUUUUUGUCUUUUUUAUCGUACUAAUGUUUUUUUUUCUUCUUUUUUAAUUUAUAUAUGUUGUUGAAAGGUUUAACCUUCUUUUAUUAGAGCUAUUAUAUGCCAUGGUUUAAAGUAUCUCGGCAGAGAUAAAUAAAUAUUUAAAGAAAAAAG